AUGUUCUUUUUAACGAAUCCAUUUGAAAAAAAAAAAAACAAUGUUAUAUUUAGAGCAAAAUUAGAAGAGAAACUAAAUGAAUACUUAUGCAACGGUACUAUAAUAUCCGGGGAUAAUUCUUUCGAUGAUGAAAAAAAAAAAAUAAAACAAGGAGAUAUUUCCCAAAUAAAAAUCACUAAUGAAUUUGUUAAUAAUUGCAACACGAAUUUACUUAUAAACAUUUUAAAAAUUAAUAAAAAAUUAAAAGUGUGUUACGAUGUAAAGUACAAUGUUGUUUAUAGUCUUUUGUUAAAAAGUUUUGAAAAAAGGUCAAAUAUAUGCAUUAACACCAAAAGUAAGAAAUGUAAGCCCAUGAUAAAUGUCUAUAAAAUAAAAAGAAAAAAUAUAUCUUAUUUUAUGAAUCAAUACCAUAUAAUAAAAUGCAUAUAUUCUAGCGAAUAUGGAAACACAUAUUAUUGUAAAAAUGUUAUAGAUAAUAAAAAAUACUGUAUAAAACUUUUUUAUCUAAGAUUAUGCUUAAAAGAUAACUGUCCAUACUAUAUUAAUAAUAAAGUGUAUUUAACAAAUUACUUUUAUAAAAUAUUAAGUGAAAUAUUUUUCCUAAAUUAUUUAGAAAAUAAUAAUAUAAUUAAUAUUGAACACAUAUUUUAUGAUGAAAAAAAUGAAAUUAUGUUCACUAUUUUUCCAUAUAUUAAACACCAAUCUAUGUAUUAUAAAAAAAAACAUAAAAUAUAUUCUAUCUAUAAUAAAAAAUUACUACGAUUAGAAAAUCAAAAAUUUAAAAUACAUCUAUAUUCAGAAAAUUUUAUUAAGUAUAUUUUUUUAAAUAUAUACAAUACAAUUAAUUAUUUGCUACAAAAAAAUGUAGCGUAUUUAGACUUAAAACCUGACAACAUUCUUUUAACCCAUAAAAAUCCUGACACAAUAGAAUCUUAUGAAGUUUCAUUUACGAAAAAUAAAAAAAUCGAAAAACUAAAUAAGGUCCACAUACCACCUAGCUCUAAAGUAUCAAAUAUAGAUAUAACCCUUCAUACAAAAUUCAAAGAGCAAAUAAAAGAAUCAUAUACCAAAGAUGAAUAUAUUAAAACCAUUUAUGCUAAUAAAAUUUUUCUUACCACCGAAAAAACCAAAAAAACGAUUACACCAAAAAAUAAUAUACACAGUUAUUGUUCCUAUACAAACUUAAAACCCGAAAAACUAAAAAAAAAUAAAAAAAUUAAAUAUAUAUACAAUGUAAAUUUGUCCAAAUCUUUUGAAUAUGAUAAAAAUGUUAAAAGAAUAUUUUUUACUAAAAACAAAUUAGACGCAUUUUUUUUUGCGCCUCACAAUACCACCACACAUAUACAAACUUUUAUUCAACAAAAAAAUAAACGUAAUAAAUCUUAUAUCCUAGAUAAAUCACAAAAUAAUUUAUAUAAAAAAUAUGAAAAAAGAAAAAACCCAAAUAAUGCACUAUCCCCCAAUAAAACCUACAUAAAUAAAAUAAAAAAUCUAUCAAUUUUCAAAUAUAAUCAGAAACAUUCUAUUAACUUUUUGAAGUUCUAUUGGCUAUAUUUUAAUAUUGGGAAACCAUGUGAUAUUAAUAAUGACUUUUUAGUAUAUUUAGAUCUGUAUUUUUUUAACAAAUACUAUAAUAAAAUCGAGAAUAUAUACACAGAUAUAUUAUCUAUGGAUAGAAAUCAAUAUAUUGAAAUAAGUGCUAUCAAAACACGUGAUGGAAAUAUUUGUGAGAAGGAAAAAAAAGAAAAUAUAGAUGAUAAUGACAAAAAUGUAUAUAAAGAAAAAAUCCAAAGUCUCGAUAUUGUUCCAACUGAUGAUAUGGAGAAACAAUUGUGUCUUUCAAAACAUGAAGUUAAUUAUAAUAAUUCUAUCAAAUUAAUAGAUUUUGAUGCAUGCACUUUUAUUAUAAAAUCAUUUAAUACUUACACCCGCGAAACUGAUAUGUUUAACUCCUUUGAAUCCUUGUUUCCUGAUAUUAAUAAAAAAAUCACACUUUCCAAAAAACAGGCAUACAACUUUGGUUCAGUUCUCUAUACCUUUAUAUUCGGAAUUCCUCCAUAUCAUGGCAAAGAUAUAUUCGAAGUUUAUGACAACAUGAAAAAUAGCAACCUAUAUUUCCCAAAAUAUAGAAAAAUUAAUACCAACUUAAAAAAUUUACUAAGGUAA
This is a messenger RNA of Plasmodium vinckei vinckei, 2166 nucleotides long. Its product is annotated as protein kinase, putative. The transcript is spliced from 2 exons. NCBI's taxonomy places the organism in Eukaryota, Apicomplexa, Aconoidasida, Haemosporida, Plasmodiidae. The coding region runs from base 1 to 2166 and encodes 721 amino acids. Gene Ontology annotation, biological process: protein phosphorylation. The record is from RefSeq and is a predicted model, not a curated record. Gene Ontology annotation, molecular function: ATP binding; protein kinase activity.